CGCAAACCGCGCGUCAACUGUCGCGAAACAAACCACUACAACAACAGUACAACAAGAGCCGCGGGAGUGUGACACGCAUGUUAAUGCUAACAGCGGCAAGAAACGAAGUCAAGGGUCCGUUUUUCGGACGGUAGAGCCCGAUGUUACGGACGUAACGAAAAAUGGAGUCGAUCCAGACUGUUCUGGUCACCGGAGGCUCCGGCUUCAUCGGCUCUCACCUGGUAUGCGCCCUGCUCACCGCGCGCCCCCAGUGGAGGGUCCUCAACCUCGACGUGCUGGACUACUGCUGCAGCCCCCGGAGUCUCAUAAGUGUUCAGCACAUGGACAACUACUGCUUCAUCCAGGGUGAUGUGUGUGACCAGCGUCUGGUCUCUCACCUCUUCAACACCGAGGACAUCGACGUGGUGUUUCACCUGGCCGCCAUGACACACGUCGAGACCUCCUACCUCUGUCCCUCCCUCUUCCAGAGGGUGAACGUGGAGGGUACCCGGGUGGUCCUGGCCGCGGCCCGGGGGGCCGGCCACGCCCUGCGGCGCUUCGUGUACGUCAGCACGGACGAGGUCUACGGGGGCGGCGGCCUGCAGGUGUUUGAUGAAGACAGUCCUCUCAGACCAUCUAACCCCUACUCUGCUACCAAAGCAGCAGCCGAAUGCCUAGUUCAGUCCUACUGGGAUGAGUACAAGUUUCCAGUCAUCGUCACCAGAAGCAACAAUGUUUAUGGACCCAGGCAGUACCCAGAGAAGGUCAUUCCAAGAUUCGUGUCCCUCCUGCAAGCCAACAAGAAAUGCACCAUCCAGGGCUCCGCCCCCAAGUCCCGGCACUUCCUGUACGUGGACGACGUCAUCGAGGCCUUCCUAUUGGUCCUCGCCCAGGGGGCGGUGGGCGGAGUCUACAACAUGGGCGUCGGCCAUGAGGUGCCCAUCCUCCAGCUGGCCAGGGAGCUGGUCACGAUGAUUCAGGAUGUUCCGGAAACGCAACUGAGCGACUGGCUUGACUUUGUGCCUGACAGGCCGCGGCUGGAGCUCCGCUACCCAAUGAGCAGCGAGAAGCUCCGGGGGCUGGGCUGGAGGCCGAGGGUCCCCUGGACGGAGGGGCUCCGCAGGACAGUCGAGUGGUACAAAAGCAACCCAGACUUCUGGCCGGGCGAGUCCGAAGACCGCGGGAACGGGACCGGCAUGAUCACCUCUGAUUCAUGAUUUAGGAUUCAGUGUUUCUUACUUCAUCAGAAGGAAGAUGAGCUUUAUCUGACUCAACUCAAAAAAGCAGCAAGUUCGAUUCUACAUGUGUUUUUACCAAGUCAUUCAAGAAAGGGUUUUUAUAUUUAUACAUUUUUCCAAAGGCGAUAUAUUAUACCACCAGAUGUGAGUGAGACCAGGUCCGAACCUCCUGGAAACUGACUUAUGAAGUCGGCAAGAUAUCUAGGCGGACACGCCCACUUGUGAUGUCAGAAGAGUCCGAUCACACUCAUAACAAACAAUACGGUUCGUCACCUUUAAGGAAUUCACAGAUGCUUUGUAGUUCAAACUGAACAUUUUACUUUUGGGCCAAAACCUUGGGGCCAGUUUUAUCUGAAUAAUUGCCCGACGGGAACUUAUAAAGAAUACAAAGAAAUGUCUGGGUUUUGAUUCAAAUCGUUUGAUUACAUUGUAAAGACUAUUUUUGUACUGUAAAAUAUUUGCAUUCCGUUUGUGGUUGACAAAAAUAAACACAAAAUUAAUAACUGACAGAAUUGAUCGUUAUGUGACGAACUUAAUAGAAAAAAGACAAACCCAUAUGUUACAUUUUCAAAACCAAACCUUUAAUUAUAAAAUGAUGAUAAAACACGCACAUAUUUAAGUGUUGCACAGAGGGCUAAACUAAUACAUCAAGCACUAAUCUACGAAGGGGGCGCUUGUUUUGGUGGCCUGUGCCUCCCUGGAGGCGGGCAAGUCUGAUCGACUGACAUUUAUAAAUAUUAAAAGGUGACAUAUUACACCACCAGGUGUGAGUGAUGGACACACUCAAAACAUGGAACAGCUUUAGGUUGAGGGUUUUAAUUGAGCACGCCUAGCAAAAUGAAUCCUUGUCUUUGUUUGCUAUCCUGCUGUAGUGUCUUUGCAAUUUUUUCAUUUGUGUAUUUGUCAGUGCACAUUACAUACACAAUUAUCACAGUCCAUGCCCUAACAUUUUGUGUAGAUGUGUUGCAUAGGUUUCAAGCCAGUUGGCUAAUUUGUAACCCCAGUACCCGGUCAGGCAAACCUAAUAGAUACUCCAAAUAUAAUUUUUCAAAGAACUACAUAGUAGUGCGAGUUAGUCAUGCAGCCGAUGUCACGAUCAACAUUUCAGAUUAUAUCCGGUUGAAGUAUCGGUGUUUGCUAUCUGGCUGUAGUUACUGAUGUAGUUUGUGUGUUCUCUAUUCUAGUUUAGUUUGUGUGUUUGCUAUCCUUAGAUAGUUUAGAUGCUGGCUAUCCGGCUGUAGUUACUUGUCGAGUUCCCGUAGACUUCGCCCAACCCCCGGCCUUAACAUGAGCGAACACCAACACACGAAAGGCCCCCAAAAAAGAUGCAAAUGACAUCAAAGUAUCAACAGAUCCACAUGUUUAUUUAUUUGUGUUACAAAGACUAUAAAGAUCGCCACUUGCCAGACAUUCACAAGAGUGUAGGGGAAGGAAAAAAAAAACAGCAACUCAAAUGAACCAAAAAAAUUAAAAUGGAAAUAACUGGAGAGAAUCUGGACAUUGUUUUUUCGUACGGUUAUGUUUUGUCUUUUUUUUUGGUUUAUUUUAUGUUUUUUUUUUUUUUUCUCAUUUACCAUUUUUGAUCUUAACGUUUUGUUUUUAUUUUAUUAAUCCAAACCUUGGCAUUGUUGGUUUCCGAUUUUUUUAGUUCGCCGAUUUAAAGACGGUUGAUUCCAGCAGAUCAGAAUUUGUUGGCAAUGACAGCCUGUUACGCGAACAGGCUUACAGAUCCGAUAGAGAGUCCAAUAUGACUUUAAAGGCAACUUCUGUAGGAUUUUCUCCAAACGCAUCGCUGUCGAUACUGACCGCCGAGCUGUUGGUGCUAGAAUUCGGAUCCCGUGAGCCGCUUCCCCAAAAAGCAGAUUUAUCGGAAAGCCUUUUGAGCGAUUGAAAUUUAAAUUUCUGCCCGUCAUCGAGAAGAAAUAAAAUAAAAUUGAAAUCGGAAAAAUUUGAGAACUUUUACAACUUUUUUAAAAGAGACAAAGUGAAAAAUAAGCGGUUCACUUGGGACCGAUUCGUCUAACAUCAACACUUUCAACAAAAUGUCCUCUGGCUCGCGGAAUUCCUUCAAACGGGAAUUCCCGCUAUCUUGCCAGAGGAACGUCGCGGCAAAAAACAGCGAUGAAUGAAACGAGAAAUUCCUACACGUCGCUUCUUUAACAUUUAAAAAGCUCACACUACCCGAGAAAAAUAGAAAUUUCCACUCACACGAUCCACGAUAUUUCGACAUUCAACUGCCAGUGUUUUGUUUAACUGUCUUUUGGUCAAGUGACUUUCAAUAUCAUUUUUUUUUUUUAUUAGGCUUAUAAAAAUAAAUAUUUC
Molecule: messenger RNA, 3539 nt
Organism: Gadus chalcogrammus (walleye pollock)
Lineage: Eukaryota; Metazoa; Chordata; Actinopteri; Gadiformes; Gadidae
Product: dTDP-D-glucose 4,6-dehydratase-like
Exons: 12
Coding region: 162-1196 (344 amino acids)
Biological process (GO): nucleotide-sugar metabolic process
Molecular function (GO): dTDP-glucose 4,6-dehydratase activity
Source: RefSeq, a predicted model, not a curated record